Messenger RNA from Podarcis muralis (Common wall lizard), 1463 nucleotides. The record is from RefSeq and is a predicted model, not a curated record. Lineage: Eukaryota; Metazoa; Chordata; Lepidosauria; Squamata; Lacertidae.
AUGGACAGAGUGUAUUUGGAUGAGAACGGGGAGCUGGCAGCCGACUUGGACAUUGUGAACUGGGUGGUGUUCCCCAAUAAAUCCGUCCUCAGAGUGAAGUUUGGGAGUAUUGACAGACAGGGAUCCCCAGACCUGAAGUGCACCAUCGACCAGGAGGCCAUUGUGUGGCCCAAGUGGCUCAAUCAGACCCUUCCUACUUCCAGGUGUGUGGAAAGCUGUCGCCCUGGAUCCGUCAAGGUGAUUCAGGAAGGGAAGCCUCUUUGCUGUUAUGAAUGUCUUCCCUGUGCAGAAGGGACCAUCUCCACUCAGGAAGAUGCAGACCAUUGCAAAAAAUGCCCAGAAAAUCAGCAUCCAAACAUGAACCGAGAUCAAUGUGUGUUCAAGCAUAUCACCUUCCUAGCCUACGAAGAAUCUCUGGGGGUUGUCCUACUUUCCCUUGCCCUACUGGGGUCCUUAGCCACAAGCUUUGUUUUAGGAAUCUUUAUUAAAUACAAAGAAAGUCCCAUAGUCAAAGCCAACAACCGGGACCUCUCCUACAUCCUCCUGGUCUCCCUCCUGCUUUCCUUUUUGUCCUCCUUCCUGUUCAUUGGGAGGCCAAGGAAAGGGACCUGCCUUCUCCAACAAACAGCCUUCAGCAUCAUCUUCUCUGUUGCUGUUUCUUCUGUAUUGGCAAAAACCAUCACUGUGGUUCUGGCCUUCCUGGCCACCAAGCCAGGGAACUCAGUGAGGAGAUGGCUGGGGAAGAGUCUGGCCAACUCCAUUGUCAUUUCCUGUUCUUGUGUCCAAGUUGUCAUCUGCAUGAUCUGGCUGGGGAUCUCGCCACCAUUCCCAGACUCUGACAUGCACUCCCAGCCUGGGGAGAUCAUCCUGCAAUGCAACGAAGGGUCUGUGGCCAUGUUCUAUGGUGCCCUUGGCUACAUGGGCUUCUUGGCUGCCAUCUGCUUCACGGUGGCUUUCCUAGCCAGGAAGCUGCCUGGGGCCUUCAAUGAAGCCAAGCUGAUCACCUUCAGCAUGCUGGUCUUCUGCAGUGUUUGGGUGUCCUUUGUGCCCACCUACCUGAGCACCAAAGGGAAAUACAUGGUAGCCGUUCAGGUUUUCUCCAUCUUGGCCUCCAGUGCUGGGCUCCUGGGCUGCAUCUUCAUUCCCAAAUGCUACAUUGUUUUGUUGAGACCUGAUCUGAACACAAAGGAGCACCUGACAGCAAAAACUAAAAAUAGCAUCUGAUUCUAAAAAUAUUAUUUUUCAAGAAGGUAGGGAAGUGAGAUUCUUGAAAAAUAAUAUUUCAAUUUAAAACAUCGUUACCCUCAUUUGAUCAUGUAGAACCAACCAACUUAAUGGAAGUAGUUAUGAAAUUUGGCUGAAAAUUUGUUAAUACUUUGGAAGAUAUAGAUCACAUAGAUCACAGGGAAUUCACAUUACCAAAUUUUUGUAAUUAUUCUUGGAAUGGAACAAGGAUGUCCACU